AUGGCGCCUCUGGUGUACCCUAGCCAUCGGUGCCGGAAGCGAUUCCUGCAGCAUGCCAGGACUCGUUUCAACUCGUUGUUGAGCCGGUUUCAGCAAGCUCUCGAUGAACAGCUUGCCCAUGUAGCUUGCAAGCAGGCUCACCGCGACCUGAGUCAAAGGCUUACUGGUGCACUUGUUGAUGGUGAGACCGUGACUUUCGAGGACGAGGGAGCCUUGAGCGCUUACACGCUCAAAAGGCUGCGGCCCCGAAGCCGGGCACUCUUCGAGGUUCUUCUGGCGGUGGAUUCUGCUGAAGUCUUGUCCAGCCUGCUGCGAAGCUGUCGUGCAGCGACCCAGCAAGGACGCGAGCUUCGCAUUGCGAGCCUCGGUGGUGGACCUGCAUUUGACCUGGUCGCGCUGCUUGCCACAUUGGAGUCGCUGUGUUUUGCCAUUUCUCAGGAGCCGGAUGUAGCAAUGACUGGUGAAGGGUGUGACCCUGGAGACCUUGUCGCCUUGCAGUGCGCGAUCCGCUGCACGGUCUUGGAUUUGUUCCCUUCUUGGAGCUCAGCAGUGGCCGCCGUGGGAGACGUGUCAUCAAAGAUCUGGUCUCGUCAGUCGCCUGAAUUUCUGGAGCUCCUGGCUCCAGUGGAUCUCCGAUCUUCUGAUUGCCAGGAAAUCAUUGAUGCAGUCUGCAAGGCUGACGUUGUGAUUGCAGCAUACGUUCUCCACGAGAAUGAGGCAGCAAUCCUAGGUGAGGAUGGGGUACAAGGAGCCUUCCCGCAGAUCUUUCGGCAUCUUCCACUAGACGUGCCGCUAAUUUUCUUGGACGCCACACAUCGUCUAUGGCCGCAGUUGGUAGCAUCUGCUGAGGCUGUGUCCAGGGACAGCUUGAGGGCCAUUAUUCCCGAAGGCCUAGGCUCCCACAUCCACGCUGCGCUACUGUUGAAAGGCACUCGGAUGCCAACAACAUCAACAACCGAUUGCAGACGGCAGCUCGACGCUUUUACUGCCCACCAGCAAGCCAAUCAGGCGCGCCUCAAGAAGCUGCAGGGCAGGAAGUCUGCCUCAGUCUUGGACAUUGACGGAUCUUGA
Molecule: messenger RNA, 1071 nt
Organism: Symbiodinium natans
Lineage: Eukaryota; Dinophyceae; Suessiales; Symbiodiniaceae
Source: the annotation of a GenBank genome assembly